Messenger RNA from Colias croceus (clouded yellow), 2000 nucleotides. RefSeq names its product antichymotrypsin-2 (gene serpin-10). The record is from RefSeq and is a predicted model, not a curated record. Bases 136 to 1656 code for a protein of 506 amino acids. Lineage: Eukaryota; Metazoa; Arthropoda; Insecta; Lepidoptera; Pieridae. Gene Ontology annotation, molecular function: serine-type endopeptidase inhibitor activity. The transcript is spliced from 8 exons.
UGCUAUAGCUUCCGCGCACGUCAUUCCCGAUCGAGCAAAGCGUAUACGCGGCCGUGUAUUGCCGCGCUUUUUGAAUUUUUUUUACUGUCAUUUAUUUUUUAUUUGUGCAUCUGUUUUGCGGCCAGCACGUCUGAAAUGAAGAUUUUUUUACUAGUAUUUGUAUUAGCCAUUGGGCUAAGUGAAGCGCGUUGGCUGCGACGCGGCAGAUCAAACCAGCCACAGGAAACCAGCUUCAUUGGAGAGGCUACAAAUCUGAUAUCGACUGCUCUUUUGCAGGACAACAUCGACAGUGAAAAUGACGUCGCAUUUUCUCCACUUGGCUAUUCGGCCAUUCUAGCCAUAUUAGCAGAAGGUGCAAGCGGGGAAACUAAAGAACAAAUAAUGACAGCGCUUCAUCUACCCAAUGAUCAAAAACUAAUACGAACAACUUACAGAUACAUUCUGCAAAGAUUAAAAUACACUAAUAAAUUCGAACAAAACAAACCAGAGCUCCAGAACUAUUUUUAUGUUUACAAAAAUUAUUCCAUCAAUAAUGAUUACAAAAAAAUAUUAGAGGAAUACUAUCUGACUGAUGUGAAAUCUGUAGAAAGACACACAGAUUACAUUCCCGAUGAUGAUGAUGAUGACAUCUAUAAAACUGAUACAAAAGUUGAAAAUGAAAAUAAUAAGGAUAUUAAAGCUACUGAACCUCAAAAAGAAAGCAAUGAUGAUGAUGAACCACAUAAAAUUAAUUUGACGAAUGUAAAUUAUAAGCCUGCUAAAAACAUAAAGGAACAGAUAAAACUGGUGAAAACAGAACCAGCCACUGACAAUUUUGAUAGCGAAGAAGAAACAAUGGUUGCAGAUGAAGCUAGAAACCAUAUAAGAAAAGAGCGAAAGCUUACUUUGGAAAAGGAUGUUUCUUCCAGCUUCGCAGUAAGUAACGUGGAUAGAAAAGAUGAUUACGAAUCAUGCCAUUCAAUAAUGCUUAUUUUUAAUGGGAUGUAUUUCCGAGGCUCUUGGAAAAAACCUUUCGACACAAUCGAGCCUGGUCUAUUCUACAAAUCUUCAACAGAAAAGAAACAAAUCCCCAUGUUGAAGACUCGUGGAAAGUUCCUGACAGGAUCGUUACCAGAGCUUGACAGUGAAUCAUUACUUAUACCGUAUGAUGGUGGAAGAUAUGCUUUGUUAAUAUUGAAGCCAAGAAGCCGAGAUGGUCUAACACGACUCGUCGCUGAUUUGCCGUCAGUUACCAUUUCAGACAUCAAAGAAAGUCUUAUUGAAGAAGAAUUACAAGUAUCAUUACCGUCUUUCUACGCGUCUACCGUUACAAAAUCUGUCCCUUCUCUGGCUAAGAUUGGUGUAAGCCGCAUUUUCGGACGUGAAGCAGAAUUAACAGGAAUGUCUGAUCAUGGAAUUUUCGUUCGGGAUCUCGUGCAGAACGUUGUUGUCAGAGUUGAUAAUGCACCUUCGGCAUCAUUAUUUAGCGCAAGCAACACAUUGGAAUCACUGAAGAACCUUCCACUGUUUGAAGAGAAAGCACCUCGUCUCUUCGCCGUGGAGCAUCCAUUCAUUUUUUACGUCAUUGACACUUUGGACAAUCUUAUAUUGAUAACUGGAAAAAUCGCUGAUCCUCGUUCAGUUUCUAGUGAAGAGAAAAGCCUUGGAUUAGCUUAACUUAUAAGCUACUACAUAAUUUCAUAUUAUGUAGUAGCUUAUAAGUUAAAGCUACGUAGUCAUCAAGUCUUGUUGUUUGUUAAUCAAACUAAUUGUUUAUCGUAAAUGCAUAUGCGUUCAUAGAUUAGUUAGGUUUAUAGUCAGAUGUACUUAAGUGUACGAAUAAUAGUUCAUAAGCCGAAUGUUAUUUUUAAACAUGACUUUAGGAUUUGCUGAGGUUGAGAUUGUGUUGUAUAACCAGAAGCAUUUGAUAUUGAAAAAAGUACACAGCUUAGUUAGUAAGGUAAAUUAUUGUUAGAAGAUAUUGUGAUAUGUUUAAGAUUAAAUUAUUAUUUAUUUUCUUA